Messenger RNA from Chrysoperla carnea, 5614 nucleotides. RefSeq names its product breast cancer type 2 susceptibility protein-like. Lineage: Eukaryota; Metazoa; Arthropoda; Insecta; Neuroptera; Chrysopidae. Gene Ontology annotation, cellular component: nucleus. Gene Ontology annotation, biological process: regulation of DNA-templated transcription; double-strand break repair via homologous recombination. The record is from RefSeq and is a predicted model, not a curated record. The transcript has 11 exons. The coding region runs from base 1 to 5562 and encodes 1853 amino acids.
AUGGAUCAACCACCGUCUCCAGUAUUAGUGUCAAAACUAUCACGAUCUCUACAAGCCCGAAAAAGAAAACAGAAGUCGCAUGUUGUUAAAAACAAAAGCAGUAAUCAUUUAGACAAUGUAAUAGAAAAAAUUGAGGACAAUAAUGACAUUAUUACAAACACUGUAAAAGAAAUUGAAAAUUGUUUACAACUUGUCAAAUCAACUGAGUCACAAUUUACAAUAAGCGAUGCAGAAAUUUUAAAUAAUAAUUUAGAUAAUCGUAUAAACACUUUACAUGAAAUUCAGAAUGUAAUUGAAAGGGAAAAUGACAUAUUAGACAUUUCUCUUGCGGAACAAAAUAAUGUUUUAAACUACGUGCAACCUUCGAAAUCACACAAAGAAGAGAGAAGCAAGAAAACCAAUUCUUUUAAUGUUCGUAACGUUGCUUCAACAUCUAAAGAAGAACAAAACGCUUGCACGAAUGUUUCCACGGAGGUAACUCAAUAUUCAAAUUCGAUAAUAGAAAAUCAAAAUUUAUUGUCAACAAAAAAUUCUAUUUGUGUGGAGAAUGAUAUGCUUAUAGAUGAUUGCACAUCGGAUCAAGAUCUGUUAGACGACGGAAAUGAUAGUCGAAUUUCGAAUUUAGUAAAUACUAUAAUAUCGGGAACAAAAGUUUACAGUAGUACACCGGUUCAAGAAAAAUUCCAAAAAAAAUCAAGUCCAAAAUUAAAUACGUCAUACAGACCUAAAAGUAUAAAUAUUUCAGAAGAUUGUUUAAAAUCAGCUUCAAAAUUGUUUGAAGAUAUGUUCGAAUCACCCAUUAUUGAAACUUCAAAAGCUGAAUUUAGAAAAAAUGUCAAUAAAAAAUCAUUAAACUUUACGAAAUCGGAAAUGGAUGAAAAUUUUAGUUUUCAUUCAGAUAUUACGGAUACCCAAAUGAACCAAAUUGUUGAUGAAGUAAUUGUGGUACCUAAAACUAAAAAAAUUGUAGAAGAUUGUUUCAAUGGAUUUGAAAGUAAUUCUAUAAACAAUAGUCAAGAAGCUAAAGAAAAUUGGGAUAGUCAUUUACAUCAAUGGAGGAGAGAAUUUUUAGAUUUGUCUGAAAACUCAAAAUUAGAUUUUAAAGGAUUUCAUAAACAAGAUGAACUUAUUUCGGAUAAAUUUAUAAAAAAGUAUCGGUACGAUUCAUGUAACGAUACUUCAACUUCAAAAGAUAAGAAUGUAUUCGAUUUAGAAUUUCAUUCAGCUUCGAAUAAGCCAAUUGAAAUAAAAAAUACGGAUUUAUCGAAAGUUAAAAUAUUUGACGAUUUAGACGAUUACAGAAUAUUAUUAAGUGAUGAUACUAAACUGAGUAAAAAAGCAUCUAAAAUUCCUUUAAAAAGUGACUCUAACAUUGGCAGGAAAUUUGAGGAAGUUUUAAAAAAUCCUAAAAUUAGUGAACCAUCAUUUUGUACUUCACCAUCGGAAUUUUCUAAACAAAAAAUUAAAUCAAAAUUAAGUAGAAUGGAAAAACAUGAGUUAACAUUACAGAAUCUCACUGAAAUGGAAAAAUCAUUUAAGGCAGCUGAAAAUGUAUUUGCAUUUAAUGCUGAUUCAAAUUAUAAAAAUAAAAAAACCGAUACCUCAAAAGCCUUUUUCGAGUUACACGAAUCAUUUAAUACUUCCGGUAAAAAUAAGGGCGACGCUUUGUAUGAAUCUCUUGAUGAAGAAUCAAAGAUAUUUUCAAUGAAGGCGAAUAAUUUAGGUUUUCAGGCAGCAUUUAAUAAACAAGUUAACUUUAAUGAUAAUAAUUCGUUGCGUAAAGUACAAAUUUUAUGUAAGGAUGUCGAUGAAAGCAACUCAGAUUCAGAAAGUUCUUCAAAAAAGAAACUACUAUCAGAGAGUGACGUAAACGAGGAGAUUUGCUUUCGAACAGCUUCCAAUAAAAAAUGUAAAAUUAAUGAAGAUGUAUUGCGUAAUGUUGAUAUUUUAUUUAAGGAUAUAAAUGAAUUUUCAACUGAUAAUACUGAACCAAAUAGUAGCUCUAAAACUACGCAUACAUCUUCAAAAAUAGGUACUUCCUCAAAUAAUUCUUUAAAUUUUGAAAAAAGAACUGUAAAAUCUAAUAAAUCUUUGUCUACAUUUCUUCCCGAUAAAGAUAAUACAUUUGAAAAUUCUCACAUCCUUCAAGUAAAAAAUCAAAAUUUUGGUUUUCAAACAGCGUCUCAUAAAGCAAUAAAAACCAAUGACAAAUCAUUAAAAACAGCUCAAAUGUUGUUUAAAGAUCUCGAGAGCAAUGAUACGAUAGCAGUAUCCAAUGAUUCCCGUGAAAAUGAUAUUAUUAAAAAAUCUGAGGCUUGUAGUAAUUUUGGAUUUUCUACAGCAUCAAAUAAAAAACUGGAAGCUAAAAAUGAAAAAGCAUUAGAAAAAGCAGAAAAUCUUUUUAAAGACCUCGAUGCUGAUAUAAAUGCAUAUGAGGGUCCUAAACGUAAUUCGGCAAAACAAAUAACAUCUUGUAACAUAAUAAAGACAGAUGAGAAGUCCUUAGAAAUAGCUAAAAAUUUGUUUAAAGAUAUCGAAAAUGAUGGUACGACAAAUAUUACUUCAAAAAAAAUUUCCAUAAGUGCAUCUGAUAAAGAAAACUCCAAUCUUUUUAAAAAACCAUCUUGUAAUAAUUUUGGAUUUGCUACUGCAUCAAAUAAAACACUAGAAAUUUUAAAAGAAAAUGCUUUAGAAAAAGCAGAAAAUCUUUUUAAAGAUAUUGAUGAAAAUAUAAAUUCACGCGAAGGUUCUAUGGGUAAUUUGGAAAAACAACCAAAAUUACCAUCGAUUUCCGGGAAUAUUAAGACUGAUUCAAUGAGUAAAGCUUGUAAUCUGUUUAAGGAUAUCUUCGAAGAAUUUUCUGAUAUAGCUAGUGAUAAGAAUGAAUUCGAGUUAAAUACAAACUUAACAAACUUAGGUAAACCGUCGGCUAAUGAUAAAAACGUGAAGCAAAAUAUAAACUAUGGUACGAAUUAUAAAGAAAACAAAGAAAUUUAUGACGAAUUGGAAAAUGCAGUAAUGUGUUUUGAAAAUAUGGAUGAAACUUUUAAAAUACCUGCAUCUCAUGAAAUUGAAAAAUUAAAUCCACAAUUAGAAAACAAAGAGAUGGAACAAUUAUUAGAAAACGAUAACGAACAAUUCCUUGAUAUGAAUGAAAAUCAAACGGAAGAAAUGGAUAAUAUGUCUUCAAAAUUUUCAACAGAAGAUAAAAAAUCAGAGUACAGUGAUCUCGAUGAAACAUUAAUUGAAGAUACGGAUGAUUUUACGGACGCAGGGAGUGUUGGAAGUAAAUCAGAUUUAGAUAACGUCGUUUUAUGGAAAGAUAUAAUUAAUUCAAAACAAUUUGAUUUUAAUAUGGGCGAAAUAAAACCUGGUUUGGGUGCAAUAUUAUCAAAACAAAAUUAUUUAAAUGAACCAUGCAUUUCUUUACGUCAACCUAAUUCUAGCGAUCUGAAACAAUUGGACACAGAAGUAAAAAGACAAAUCACAGAUUUGAAUAUGUUAAUGUCAUUAUUAGAAAAAAAGAAAACUCAUAUCGAAAAUUUGAUGAAUUGUGAUUCGAAAAAUCAGUCAGUCAGUUUUACUCCGGGUAAAUUGUAUAAGGAAAAACAAAAAAAUAGAGAUCGCAGAAUUCCGUUGAAAGCUGCUGUCAAUAAUCAUCUCCCAUGUUGUAUGAAUGAUUUACCUAGCUCAACAGUGCGACGUUUUUCAAUAAAUUUAUGGGAUAUAACACCUGAAAACGCUUGUGAUCUUCAUUUUUAUUUGCCGAGUCCACCAAGUUCAUUUAUUAUUACCUUGACUGACGAUGCAAAAUUAAUGCCAUCCAGUUUAAACUUGGCUGGUUUAGCUGAAUUUAAAAUUGCAUUUGAAACAAUGCCAGGUGUUGACAAACAAAAAGUUAUCGUUGGUUGGUUUGAAAAUCAUUUUCGAUGGAUAGUUUGGAAGUUAGCUAGUAUGGACCGACAAUUUCCGAAUCAAUUUGAUGGUUAUUUUCUUACACCGGAUAAUAUAAUGCAACAAUUAAAAUAUCGUUAUGAUCGAGAUGUAUAUGGGAAUGAACGUUCGGCGAUCAGAAAAAUUGUUGAAAGAGAUGAUGUGCCAUCACGCAGAAUGGUUUUAUAUGUCAGCAAAAUUGUUGAGAGUUCAGGAAAUAACUAUGAAAUAGAACUAUGUGACGGCUGGUACAGUAUGAAGGCAAAUAUUGAUUUGUGUUUAUUGAAUUUUGUCCGAAGAAAAAAAAUACAAGUCGGUACUAAACUAAUGACAUAUGGGGCUGAAUUAAUAAAUGUAUCUCAUCCAUGCCAUCCAUUACAGGUUCAAUCGGACGCACGUUUAAAAAUCCAUGGAAAUUCUACUCGGCGUGUUAAAUGGGAUACAAAAUUAGGUUUCCAAAAAAUAACUGGACCUUUUCGGACUUCAGUGCAUAGUAUUCUACCUAGCGGUGGCUACGUUGGUCGUGUUCUUGGUUUUAUUGCACGAUCUUUCCCCUUAAAAUAUAUAGAAAAAAUGAGCAAUGAACAAUGGGUUUGUAGAUGCAAACGAGCUGAGGCACGGCGAGAUAGAACAUUCCAAACAGAACAAGAAAAAAUUAUAGAAAAAGCUCAACAAGAAGCAUACGAAACAUUACAAAAUCAAUGGCAUGAAGAGUCUAUUUCGAUUAUUAAAGAGAAUAAAAAUUCUAGUGAUAUACAAAAAUUAACAUGUCCCAAAAAAUUAUUAGCCCUGCUCGAAUUUAGUACUGAUCCCAGUAGUAUUAGUGAAUUAUUGUCGAAAUCACAACUCCAAAUUGUUACCGAUUAUCGUUCAAAAUUAAACAGUCAACGUCAAGCAGAUAUUUCGUCAAAAGUACAAAACAUUUUAAAUAAACGUGGAUUUGCGAAACGAACAGUUUCGUCAGUUCUUCAGAUAAUUAUUGUUGAUGCACAUAAACCUAAUUUAAAGAAUCAUUUUAUGGUAGAAAUAUGGAAUCCAGAUAAUUAUAUUAUAGAUAAUUUAACAGAAUAUGCAACGGUUGACUUUUUGAAUUUAAUGUCAUCAAAUGCUCGAAGUGAUAAUUCAUUAAAAGCUACAAAGCAAACACGUUAUUUAAGAAUUAAUCAACAAACCAAUAUGAAUCGUGUUUGCUUGCGAUAUUAUACACCAAUCAGGCAAAUGCAGCUCGUUGAGUAUAAUCCACCAAUUAGAUAUUGUGAUACUGUCGGUGUUAUUGUUAAAAUUUGUUCUGAAGAUAAUUUAAUUAGAUAUGUAUGGUUAGCAGAUGCACAUUUUAGACUCUUACGAGUAGUCUAUAAGAUGGAUUCAAACAAUUGUUUGGCAUUUGAAGGAUUUAAUGUGGGUGAUAUUGUUGCUGUGUUUAAUUUGAAAUUGUCAAAAAGUCUACUAGGUCAAGCUCAAGCAUUAAUUGAUUAUGUAACGUAUGUUACAAAAACUCCGUCUAAGUCACCAGAUAUGACCGCAGCUAUUGAAUAUUUACAUAACGAGUUACCUUCGAGUUUUAAUGAUUUUAUUUGUGAUUGUGAUGAUAAAAUUGCGCAAUGGAAUAGCGAGAUGAGUUUAAGGUGAAAAAUAAAAUUUAUGCAACAUUAAAUUUAAAAAAGAAUAUAAUUUUAUGCAU